AUGAAUCCUCGAACAGCCACUGCACAAGAAUCAAUCUGGCGGCCGUCAGAAGAAAUCCAGUUCCAUAAGACCAUCAGAGCGCUAUGGAAGAGGACGAAAGGAAGGCCUAAAGACCCCCAGACAUACCCUAUUCCAACCUCAGAGAUUCCAGACGGCGAUAUUUUCCCACUGGUGGUUGAGCUAGAGGUUGCUAACGGCGUUGCUUUCAUCGCCGCAACCAAAAAGGGGGUGAAACAGGUCUCAGCGACUGCGAUUGAGAGACCACGGUGGCCGUCUGAUGGGCUGAGAUUGAAUCUAGCUGCAAAUGAAGAAAUUCAGCAAAUUGUGAGAGAUAAGAUGGACAGGGUGGUCGCGAUUUUGCGAAAGGCCGCUAAAGGAGCAGAGAUUACUUUGAGUCAGUCCAACGAUGACAUUCUGAACUUAAUCAUACAACUCAACCAUACUCGGAUCGAUACCCGUCUCAAAAAUAAUAGAUCCCGUUACGUAGUUUGGACAGGGUUGUCGGGCAUAUUGCACAGCUUGACUAAAAGGCCAGACUCGGACCAACAAGCCGUUCUCCUUGACCGUCUUCGAAAACUGUGUCGGUCCUUGAAAGAUUAUUGUGAGCGCGCUCAAAGAUUGAGGACAGCCGAGGAUAUCAAAACACUCGUCGUUGCAUGCUAUGACUUCUUUGAUAAGACCUCCACCGGGGGAACUAUGAAGAAUAUGCUGCAACAGGUCGGCAUCAAUGUUGACGAGUCGCGAGGAGAUCCAUCCCUUCGACAGAUCGGGAAGAUUGCAAGCUACUGUCACAUUGCUAGGAGAUUAAGUACGAUCGCCGCGCACCGAGAGUUUCGAUCCUUCUUUACCAAUAUUAGUAUCCGAUAUCUACCGGCGUAUCCAACGACCAAGUUACCCAUUCCUGCAGCUGACGGAGGAAGUCGAGAUUGUCGCGUGCAUGCAGAAGUGCAACUUGUGGCUAACCUAGACGUCACAAGACCUUCGAAGUGGAUGGGUCCUCGGGGAAUUGGUUCUAGCAAAGCAGCAUGCUUCCUUUGUGAAUUGUUCAUCAAUAAGCACGGAGGAUAUUUCGUUCCCCGAACUCACGGCAAACUGACUCCGCGCUGGACGAUUCCGGAUCUGGAUCAGUUCAGUCGUAGUCAACUAAGUCAAUAUCGGAACAUCAUUGGGGCGAUGAACCACGAGCUCCAAAGUCUAGUGGAUCUUCCUCAUCCACGCCGACUGGAUCCCGCCAUGAGUUGGCAGGCUUUCUCGCAGUUUGACCUCGUCCCGAUCUGGCCGAUGGGUGUCGAUAACAUCACCUCUCGGCUUUCAGUCGAAAACACCGCUUCCAGGGCUUCAGGGUUUCUAGAAUGUAAGAACGCAAAGCUGGUGGCAGUGAAGUCGACAAAAUCAGACUCGGGUGCGAUCGGCAGUGAGGUUCACCUCCGACACGACACAACUGUCUUGCCAAUUAGUGCCGUCUCAGUGAGAGGACCGAGCCCAACCAGCAUAUGCUUAGAGAAAUCGAGCGAUCGUUCAUUACUGAGAGAUACUUGGGGACCGCAAACCGCUUCUUCGAGCAGUGAGCGGAUUCACAAAUUACAACACUUACCGAACUGGGAAACCCAGCGGCAGGUUCGACCUCUCACGAAUCUCGAUUACGAACAGCAUCCCCGAGCUGCACGAGUCAUAGAAGAUCAUGAGAGUCGAACCUGCGACAUGCCGUUCGAAUGCGACAUGAUGGAUGAUCGACUGCUAAGUCAGAGCAACAAGCCACAUUCGGACGGCAUGUGUCGAAGAAUCGACUUUCAUGACAUGGAGCUCUUCCUUGAGAUUGAGUAUCCAGCGACUGCACAGGUUGGUAUUAUUCAAUGCUUAAAGCCUGACGCAUCAGAAUCCCCAAAAGUAAUUGAGGUUGAGAAGAUUGAGCCUGGAGCGAAGCUUGAGAUUGAUAUAGGGGAAGAUUUGGCUAGUCCACGAUCUAUCUUCCUGCUCAAGAGGGACAACAAAGGAAUGGAUAAAUGGUGGGAGUGCCGUUGGCAGAAUUGUCGCGAGGGUAAAAAGCAAGCUACGAGGUGA
Molecule: messenger RNA, 2061 nt
Organism: Exophiala xenobiotica
Lineage: Eukaryota; Fungi; Ascomycota; Eurotiomycetes; Chaetothyriales; Herpotrichiellaceae
Exons: 2
Coding region: 1-2061 (686 amino acids)
Source: RefSeq, a predicted model, not a curated record